Messenger RNA from Cricetulus griseus (Chinese hamster), 2916 nucleotides. The record is from RefSeq and is a predicted model, not a curated record. Lineage: Eukaryota; Metazoa; Chordata; Mammalia; Rodentia; Cricetidae.
AUGGGCACUGGAAGCAGGGCCUUGAGUGGACCAGGCCACACCCCCAUGCUCCAGGUGCCUGAGAAGAGGUGUAGCAUAGACUGUAAGAGGAGCCAGGCUGGCUCUGUGGCUGCCUUGGUUUCCCCCAGGGACCCUAACCCCUUUGGGGGAAUCAGAAACACCACACUGCACAGACAACCUUCACACUGGAUGGGGGAGCUGUAUCCCACAUAUCUACAAGCUGUAGGCCCCCUGACUUACCUGUCCUGCUGCGGCCUGACACUGCACCUCCAUGGCUGGGAGGACCAGCGCCUAUCUCAGGGAAUUGUUCCCAGCAGUGGUAUUUCUGGGCUUUAUGAAUUAUUUAUCAAUGUUAUUACGAAAUUGUUCAUUGCUUUCUGUCUCCUGAUUAUUCUCAUUGUAUUCCAGGAGCAAAUUUCUCGUUUCCCCUUAAAUACACCAAGUUCUCCUGGCUACUAUCAAGAUGGAGAUUUUGUUAUUGGAGGACUCUUUUCCCUGCAAGUGACUCAAGGAGAUACCAGAAGUAGAGUUGGCUUUGAUAGCACAACCUAUAUACCGGAUUAUGUUUAUAUAGAUCUCACCAAACAUUUCCAGCACAUGUUGGCCAUUGCUAUAGAAACAAUCAACAAGGACCCAAAUAUUCUAUUCAAUCUGUCCCUGGGAUUCUAUCUCUUCAAUGUCAAUUUCAUUGAGAUGAAGGCCAUGGAGAGUUCUGUGGCUUUGCUCUCAGGAGAGAGCCCCCCAAUCCCUAACUACACCUGCAGGCCUGAGAAGAGUGACAAGCUGGUUGCUGUGAUAGGAGGCAUCUCUACAGGAAUAUCAACACAGAUCUCCUGAGUCCUAAGUCUCUACAAUGUCCCUCAGAUCAGCUAUGCUCCUUAUGACCCCAGUCUUGGGGCCAGAGUCCAGUCCCAGCCUCCUUACCAGUUUUUUCCUGUGAACACCACAGCUCUGUAUCAGGAUAUUCAACUGCUGCUGUACUUUGAUUGGGUCUGGGUUGGCCUUGUAGUCCCAGAUGAUAUGAGGGGAGAACUAUUCCUUAGCGGCAUCACAGAAGAGAUGGCCAACCAUAGACUUUGUGUUGCAUUUGCAGAAAAAAUUCCAGAAUUUCCUGCUAAGGGCACAACAGACAGGCAACGUUUCAUGGAAAGAUUCACGUUGACAGAUGUCAUCAUUGUGUUUGGUGACACGUAUUCUCUUCUGAGGUUUAUCUAUAACAUCUUUUGCAAUAUUCCUCUUGGUAAUGUUUGGAUCACAACUUCAGAUUGGGAUAUCACCACGUUACCCUUCGGACAGAGUCUAAGUUAUACAGACUUUGGUGGAGGGUUAUCGUUUUCUGUUCCCAUGGAUGAAAUUCUGGGAUUCAAGGAUUUCCUCAGAGGUGUUCAACCUGGAAAAUACCCUCACAAUACCUUUAUCCAGGAUGUGUGGUCGAAAUUAUUUGAAUGUCCAUAUUUAGAUCAGAAUUUUGUCAGGAACCUGAGCCGGUGUGAACAAAACGGCACCUUGGCUACAAGAGCUCUGCAUGUUUGGGAUGUGAAGACCUCACCCCCGAGCUACAGAGUCCAUGCUGCUGUGUGCGCCAUUGUCCAGGCACUGCGAGAGGAGCUGUCACUCAGAGUGGAAGGAGACUCACUUGAUAAAGGUGCACCCCCUCCUCUCCCAUGGAAGCUCCACCCAUUCUUUAAAAAGGGCCAAUUUGGAAGAAACCCUGAUGAGGAGAACGUUGUAAAUCAGGAAGACUUGACAACCAAGCUUGACCUCUUUAAUUACCAGUCUCUGCAGAAUGGUUCCAAAGCCCAAGUGAAGGUUGGCGAGUUUGUCUUUGAAUCUCGAAGUGUUCACCAUUUUUCCCUAAAUGAUAAACUGAUAACUUGGGGUGAAUACUACAGCGAAACUCCUUUCUCUGUCUGCUGUCCAAGCUGUCUACUCGGAUUCAGAAAAACACCUACUGAAGGAAAACCAUAUUGCUGUUUUGAUUGCCUCCCUUGCCCAAAAGGAGAGAUUGCAAAUAAAACAGAUUUGGAUCAAUGCAUCAAGUGCCCUGAAUAUCAGUAUCCAAAUGAGCAGCAAAAUCAGUGUCUCCCUAAAAUUAACGUUGCCCAUGAAGAUGCUCUAGGAGUUGUUUUGGUCUCUCUGGCCAUUAGUUUAUCUGCCUUCUCAGCCCUGAUUUUAGGGUUAUUUAUCUGCUAUCGGGACACACCCAUUGUCAGAGCAAAUAACAGAAAUCUCGGUUACGUUCUGCUCAUUUCUCUAAUGUUCUGUUUCUCUUGCUCAUUGAUAUUCAUUGGCCAACCUAGAACAGUCACCUGUGUCUUGAGAUACGUGAUUUUUGGGGUUGUAUUUUCUGUUGCCGUCUCUGCUAUCUUAGCAAAAACCUUCACUGUGGUUGUGACCUUCAAAGCCAUCAAGCCAGGGAGCAAGUUACAAAUGUGGAUGGUGACUCAACUCUCCAACGCUGUAGUCUGCAGUGGUUCCCUCAUCCCAGUGUGCAUCUGUGCAGUCUGGCUGGGAACAUAUCCUCCUUUUCCUGACAUUGACAUACAGUCAGAGUUUGGGCUCAUCCUGAGGUGUAACGAGGGCUCCACCCUGGCCUUCUACUGUGUCCUGGGGUACUUGGGCUUUCUGGCAGUUCUCAGCUUGUUUAUUGCUUUUCUGGCCAGGAGGCUACCAGAUAGCUUCAAUGAGGCAAAAACAAUUACGUUCAGCAUGCUGGUCUUCUGCAGUGUGUGGAUUUCUUUCAUACCUGCUUACCUGAGCUCCAAAGGCAAAACCAUGGUGGCUGUGGAAAUUCUUUCAAUCCUGGCCUCCAGCGCUGGUUUAUUGGCCUGUAUAUGUCUUCCCAAGUGCUAUGUGAUCCUACUAAGGUCACAUGACCAGUCAAGAAAAAAGUUCUUUAAAAAACUUCCUUCUUAA